UCUCCCAUACACCACCAUUCCCAACCACUCUACCCCCACCACCAGCACCGGAAUUCUCGUCAAGUCUUGUUCAUUAUCCGUCCCGAGAAAGGCAGCAGGUAGAUUUUGAGCGGGAAAUGAGGAGAAUGAAUGACGAGAUGGGUAAAAUGAUGGAAAAUAUGCAGCGGUCCGCCCCGGCCCCGGUACAAAAUGUAGAUGAUUGGCGUCUGACAGAAAACUUCCGCAUGGAAAAUCCUAUUCAACAGUUUGGGGACGGUUCCAGAAAAUUCCAUUUACAGUUCGAUAUGCGUCAGUUUAAACCUGAAGAAAUUCAGGUACGCACUUCAGGGAACUCUCUUACUGUGAGCGCAAAGCAUGAUGAGAAAGAUCCAAACAAAUCGGUCUUCCGGGAGUACAACAGGUCAUACGUCUUGCCGAAAGACAUCCAUCCAGAACGCUUAACAUCUAAGCUAAGCACUGGUGGAGUACUUACCAUUGAGGCACCUCUUCCAGCUCUGGAAGGGCCAAGAGAAAAGCUUAUUCCUAUAAAACACAACUAAUUUAAAAACAAUUAUAAAAAAACAUCUUUAGGACUGAUUCGGAGGACAAAUUGAACAAUGCUUACGUUCAGAAAGUUCAUCAACUAUUAAAAAUUUAAUGUGUCUUUCAUAUUGAACUGAAAUGGAUUAUUUCAUUAAUGAUAGGGAAAAAUGUUUUAUGUUUAAAGAUCUGUGCUGGAUUUUUUGUGUGUGCUAUUUUUAACUUAUUUACUAAUUUUGUUACUUUUCUGGACUUCUUUAUCGGUUCUACAGAUAUUUUUUGGAAAUAUAAGUUACCUUUGUUUUUUGGAAGGGAAAGGAUAUUUUUCAAAGAAUAUAAUUAAAAUUGGAAAAAGUGAAUAAAUCAUUUUGAACUCUUUUUAUAUAAUGUAUAUAAUAUAAAUUGCAGUUGUUUUAGCAUUAUAAAUUGUUACUUUGAAGUAAUUAAUAAGGUUUCUUAGUUAUGAGCCUGUUAAAAUGACAAAAGUGUCAGAACUAGGGCUAUUAGGGCUAUAAAUUGUAAAGUUAGGACUGGUGUUAUCACACUGGACACUUUAAUGCAAUAAGUGAUUUAUUACACAUGACACGGUCAGUAUAUCACUUAAAGGAAGAUUUAAUGUCUUAACAUUUUGAACUACUUUUUGAAAAAAUAAUUGGAAAAACUGAAAUAAUGAAGAAAACAUUUUUUUUUUGGGGUGGGGGGUGGGGGAAUAUGAAACUAUAAAGAAUUCAGUAACUGUUAUAGCAGCAGAUUUCCUGUAAUAAAUAUUGCAGAUUUUUAUAUAAUAUAUUAUACUGCUUCAUUGCCCAGGGGAUUUUUUUCCUGUAAAUUAUUAUGUACUUCUGCAGGCCAUUUGUUAGGUUCAUUUAUAUCUAAAUGCCUUGUCACUUAUAUAAUUAUGUAUAUCUUAUAAUUUAUUCUACAUGUAAGGGUACAUUGUUUAUUUUACCAAAAAUGAGAUUAUUUUUCUGUACAUAGUAGUAAAAUGUACAUACACAUGACGUAGUGGGAAGAGUAGUCACAUUAACAAAUGGUGCAUUCAGAAACGUCAUUCUUGAUGGAGUUAAAUAUAUAAAGAUAUCUUACUUUAACAUCAUAUGACUGUUUAUAUAAAUGUAUUCUGUAGAAACAUUGUCUUAUAGCUUGACUCAUUUCUCAGCCAUAUUGAAAUACAAAUAUAGUCAAACCUGUGAUUAAAGGCCACCCAAAAAAGAGACUAAAUAUGGUACAACCUUUCUAGACAGCUGGUCUUUAUUUGGAGGUUGGAGGUUACAAUGUUCUAUGUUAUUAAUGAAUUGUGGUCAGAGAGUGGCCUUUAAUUACAGUAUGAUCUUUAUUUGGAGGUGGUCUUUAACAUAGGUUUUACUAUAUCAUUUAUUUUUUAUAUGUUGCACAAAAUGGUUGUUGAUUGAUUUGCUGUAAUAAGACUUGUUAUUUCAUACAUAUUUUUCAAAAUAAUGAACAACUUUUAACAGAAAAGUAUAUAUUAUUAUUUAUUUUAGUUAAGAUAACACAAUUAUUUUAAGUUUAAAAGAGUUUUUUUAUUUGUUUUUAACUUGUCUUUAUAUCAUGAACAAAUGAUAAAUAUUAUGUAUUGCUUUGAAAUGAUAAACAAAUUUUGUAAAUAAAUAAUUUAUAUACCUGUA
Messenger RNA from Ruditapes philippinarum (Manila clam), 2165 nucleotides. Its product is annotated as protein lethal(2)essential for life-like. The record is from RefSeq and is a predicted model, not a curated record. Lineage: Eukaryota; Metazoa; Mollusca; Bivalvia; Venerida; Veneridae. Gene Ontology annotation, biological process: protein refolding; response to heat. Gene Ontology annotation, molecular function: protein folding chaperone.